AUGCAACUCCGCUCCCUCCUCGUCCUGGCCGUGGCCUCCCUCGCCACCGCCGCCGACCUCGGCAUCGAAACCACCCAUAAGGUCGACUGCACCCGCAAGACCGCCAAUGGCGAUACCAUCUCCAUGCACUACCGCGGCACGCUACAGUCCGACGGAUCUGAGUUCGACGCGAGCUACAAGCGCAACACGCCGUUGACCUUCAAGUUGGGCACGGGGCGGGUGAUUAAGGGAUGGGACCAAGGCCUCCUUGACAUGUGCAUCGGCGAGAAGCGCACGCUGACCAUCCCGCCCGAGUUCGGCUACGGCGACCGCGGUGUGGGGCCGAUUCCCGGCGGUGCGACGCUGGUGUUUGAGACGGAGUUGAUGGCCAUUGACGGUGUCGAUAAGGAUGAGCUGUAG
Messenger RNA from Penicillium lagena, 399 nucleotides. It is a transcript of the gene fkbp3, whose product is annotated as peptidylprolyl isomerase family protein FPR2. The transcript is spliced from 2 exons. Bases 1 to 399 code for a protein of 132 amino acids. Gene Ontology annotation, biological process: protein peptidyl-prolyl isomerization. Gene Ontology annotation, molecular function: peptidyl-prolyl cis-trans isomerase activity. The record is from RefSeq and is a predicted model, not a curated record. Lineage: Eukaryota; Fungi; Ascomycota; Eurotiomycetes; Eurotiales; Aspergillaceae.